AUGGAUGUGUUUCUAUUACGGCCCAAGACCACGCCAACUCGCAUUGGAUUUCAUCCCGGACCAGUCAGUGGAGAUCUCCAAAUCAAGGACUCUGUACACAUUGGCGAAGUGACCAGUGGAUUCUUCGAGCUGGUAAUCAUCUUGGCGCAUACCGCGAACGGGAGGCGGUGCAGUGAGCGUCGCGUCUUACAUGUUGAAAGGCUCUCCGCUGUCAUCCUGUUUUUCGGACUACGAGAAUGCGGUCUAGGGGUCACUCCGGUUGUGAUCACGAUUGGCUGCGGAUUCUCGAGCCUACAGUUCUUCCCCUCAAGACCGGCCAAGAUUCAUGCCCAGAAGCUUCCCCAAGGCCGGGCCUAUCUAGCCAUGGUAUCUGGUCGGGUCAGCCGCAUACAGACAUGCAGUGCUCUCCUCUCUCGACACAUCCAUUUGAAACACGGCGGUGUAACACCACCACGCGAUAUGGGUGGUUAUACUCCGAACAACCUGACGGCUUCAGGAAUCGAUUCUUGGCAUAUGGGCUAUUGA
Molecule: messenger RNA, 525 nt
Organism: Aspergillus ochraceoroseus IBT 24754
Lineage: Eukaryota; Fungi; Ascomycota; Eurotiomycetes; Eurotiales; Aspergillaceae
Exons: 4
Coding region: 1-525 (174 amino acids)
Source: RefSeq, a predicted model, not a curated record